CUUUUGUAAACACAGUUAACAAGCACAAGCCGUGGCUUGAGCCCACUUAUCAUGGCAUAGUUACAGAAAACGACAAUGCAGUGCUCCUCGACCCUCCGCUGAUUGCCCUGGAUAAAGAUGCACCUCUGCAUUUUGCAGGUGAGAUUUGUGGAUUUAAAAUUCAUGGGCAGAAUGUCCCCUUUGAUGCAGUGGUAGUGGAUAAAUCCACUGGCGAGGGAAUAAUUCGCUCAAAAGAGAAGCUGGACUGUGAACUGCAGAAAGACUACACCUUCACCAUCCAGGCCUAUGACUGUGGCAAGGGACCCGACGGUGCCAACGUGAAAAAGUCUCAUAAAGCAACUGUCCACAUUCAGGUGAACGACGUGAACGAAUACGCGCCCGUGUUCAAGGAGAAGUCCUAUAAAGCGACCGUCGUGGAGGGGAGGCAGUAUGACAGCAUUCUGAGAGUGGAGGCCGUGGACGCGGACUGCUCCCCUCAGUUCAGCCAGAUUUGCAGCUACGAAAUCGUCACUCCAGACGUGCCGUUCGCUGUCGACAAAGACGGUUACAUAAAAAACACAGAGAAGCUGAACUAUGGGAAGGAACAUCAGUAUAAGCUGACAGUCACGGCCUACGAUUGCGGGAAGAAAAGAGCGACAGAAGAUGUUCUGGUAAAGAUCAGCAUUAAACCCACCUGCACCCCUGGGUGGCAAGGAUGGAACAACAGGAUUGAGUAUGAGCCUGGCACGGGAGCUUUGGCCCUCUUCCCAAACAUCCACCUGGAAACGUGUGAUGAAUCGGUGGCCUCGGUGCGGGCGACGGUGGAGCUGGAGACCGGCCACAUAGGCAAAGGCUGUGACCGCGACACUUACUCUGAGAAGUCCCUUCACCGGCUCUGCGGUGCCAUGUCUGGCACUGCCGAGCUGCUCCCUUCCCCAAGCGGCUCCUUGAACUGGACCGUCGGCCUCCCCACGGACAACGGCCACGACAGUGACCAGGUCUUCGAGUUCAAUGGCACUCAGGCGGUGAGGAUCCCAGACGGCGUUGCAUCUGUCAACCCGAAAGAGCCGUUUACGGUUUCCGUGUGGAUGAGGCAUGGGCCUUUCGGCAGGAAGAAGGAGACGAUUCUUUGCAGUUCAGACAAGACAGAUAUGAACCGGCACCAUUACUCACUCUACGUCCAUGGCUGCCGGCUUAUUUUCCUCCUCCGUCAGGAUCCUUCAGAAGAGAAGAAAUACAAGCCUGCAGAAUUCCACUGGAAGUUGAAUCAGGUCUGCGAUGAGGACUGGCACCACUACGUCCUCAACGUGGAAAUCCCGAGUGUGACUCUCUACGUGGACGGCGUUCCUCAUGAGCCAUUCUCAGUGACUGAAGAUUACCCGCUUCAUCCAUCCAAGAUCGAAACUCAGCUCGUGGUUGGGGCUUGCUGGCAAGAGUAUUCAGGAGUUGAAAAUGACAAUGAAACUGAGCCUGUGCCUAUGGCCUCUGCAGGUGGUGACCUGCACAUGACCCAGUUUUUCCGAGGUAAUCUGGCUGGCCUGACGAUCCGUUCCGGGAAACUCGAGGAUAAGAAGGUGAUUGACUGUCUGUAUACCUGCAAAGAGGGAUUAGACCUGCAAGUCCCCGAAGACAGUGGCAGAGGCGUGAAGAUCCAAGCCAACCCCAGCCAGUCAGUGCUGACCUUGGAGGGAGAGGACGUUGGGGAGUUGGAUAAGGCCAUGCAGCACAUCUCCUACCUGAACUCCCGGCAGUUUCCCACACCCGGGAUCCGGAGACUCAGAAUCACCAGCACGGUCAAGUGUUUUAACGAGGCCGCCUGCAUUUCAGUUCCUCCGGUAGAUGGCUACGUGAUGGUUUUACAGCCGGAAGAGCCCAAGAUCAGCCUGAGUGGCGUCCACCAUUUUGCUCGAGCGGCUUCUGAAUUUGAAAGCUCGGAGGGCGUUUUCCUUUUCCCUGAGCUUCGGAUCAUCAGCACCAUCACGAGAGAAGUGGAGCCUGAAGGGGAGGGGGAUGAGGACCCCACAGUUCAAGAGUCACUGGUGUCUGAGGAGAUCGUGCAUGACCUGGAUACCUGUGAAGUCACGGUGGAGGGAGAGGAACUGAACCAGGAGCAGGAGAGCCUGGAGGUGGACACAGCCCACCUGCAGCAGAAGGGCAUUGAAGUGAGCAGCUCAGAUCUGGGCAUGAUUUUCACAGGCGUGGACACCAUGGCCAGCUACGAGGAGGUUCUGCACCUCCUGCGUUAUCGGAACUGGCACACCAGGUCCUUGCUUGACCGCAAGUUCAAGCUCGUCUGCUCUGAGCUGAAUGGCCGCUACAUCAGCAAUGAAUUCCAGGUGGAGGUGAACGUAAUCCACACGGCCAACCCCGUGGAAUAUGCCAACCAUAUGGCUGCCCAGCCGCAGUUCCUUCACCCUGAGCAUCGCUCCUUCGUUGACCUCUCGGGUCAUAACCUGGCCAACCCCCACCCAUUCGCAGCUGUCCCCAGCACCGCAACCGUGGUGAUUGUGGUGUGUGUCAGCUUCUUGGUUUUCAUGAUUAUCCUGGGAGUGUUCCGGAUCCGGGCUGCACAUCAGCGAACCAUGCGGGACCAGGACACCGGGAAGGAGAAUGAGAUGGAUUGGGAUGACUCAGCCUUGACCAUCACCGUAAACCCCAUGGAGACAUAUGAGGACCAGCACAGCAGUGAGGAGGAAGAGGAGGAGGAGGAGGAAGAGAGCGAGGAUGGGGAGGAGGAGGAUGACAUCACCAGCGCCGAGUCGGAGAGCAGCGAGGAGGAGGAGGGCGGGGAGCACGGGGACCAGCAGAACGUGAACAGGCAGCAGCAGCUGGAGUGGGAUGACUCCACCCUCAGCUACUGAGCCGCCGCCCUCCCUCCGUCACCGCUUUUUCUGCUUCAGAAGACUCUGCUGUCAUCUGUCGUACCAGUCCCAAGGGUCCACGAUGUACAAAGUCAUUCUGGCCAGUAGGUCUGCAGACCCUCCCCAUCACCGAUCUUCUGCCCGUGCUUGGUGUGUAGGACUGUAGGCUCCCCCUCGCCCCCCGCCCGGAUCUCUCUUAAGUUAUGUCAUCUCGCUCUGCGUGGCCCCCUCGCACCUCCAGAAAAGCUGCAAUGACUGGACUCGUUGACAAAGGGUUAAAAUUGCUCACUCCUACCUAGAGUAAUCCUUUUUUUCUUUUUUUUUUUAAAGUUUUUAUUUUUUCCAAACUAGUGCAUGUAUAAAGUGGCAGAGUGGGGAUUAAUAUGUAGAUGAUGAACUGACUUUUUAAUAUUUUGUAAAUAAAUCGGGAUUCCUCGUG
Ceratotherium simum simum (southern white rhinoceros) is the source of this 3279-nucleotide messenger RNA. The record is from RefSeq and is a predicted model, not a curated record. NCBI's taxonomy places the organism in Eukaryota, Metazoa, Chordata, Mammalia, Perissodactyla, Rhinocerotidae.